CUCUCAUCUCUCCCUUCUUACCUCUUCCCGAUCAUAUUCUCGCUGUUGCUGGUUGUCGUGGAAGAUCAACUGCGCUCUCUCGGACCUUUCCAGCCCUUGUUGUCUUCGGUUGAAAGCUAAACCUCCUGGUUAUCCACAACCUGUUCUCCUGAGACCAGUGCUGGAGACCUAGUUCUCCACUAAAAUUGCUAAAUUAACGAUACCAACUGCGUCCUGUCCUAGUAAUCAAUCCAGAGCAUUACAAUCCCGGCUCUCUUGCUGGCUCCCAUCACACCCCGUCCCCCCUGAUCGUCCCGUCGUCAAAUUUCACAACCUGUCAACUGCUCUCACGCCUUCUCUCCCUUUCCCCAUCCAUCUUCUUUCUAUCCAAUUGACCAAAGCCGCUCCUCCUUGUGGUCUUGUUCAUUCAUCAUGGCUGCCGAUUUGAGCGGCGAGCAAAUGCAGGCUAAGAUCACCUCUGCCCGUCGCGAGGCAGAGGGUCUGAAGGAUCGCAUCAAGCGCAGGAAAGAUGAGCUUGCGGAUACUUCGCUUCGCGAAGUUGCACAGAACAACACUGAUCCCCUCCCACGAAUUGGAAUGAAGCCGCGACGGAACUUAAAGGGACACUUGGCCAAAAUUUAUGCUAUGCACUGGUCAACAGACCGCCGCCAUCUUGUCUCUGCCUCUCAGGACGGUAAACUGAUCAUCUGGGAUGCUUAUACAACAAACAAAGUCCACGCUAUUCCCCUACGAUCGUCAUGGGUUAUGACUUGCGCGUACGCCCCAAGCGGUAACUAUGUUGCUUGUGGCGGUCUGGACAAUAUCUGCUCUAUCUACAAUUUGUCUUCCCGAGAGGGACCAACCCGUGUCGCCCGAGAACUGUCCGGGCAUACAGGCUAUUUGUCGUGUUGUCGAUUCAUAAACGACCGUCGAAUCAUCACCUCUUCAGGCGAUAUGACUUGUAUGCUAUGGGAUAUUGAGUCGGGGUCAAAGGUUACAGAAUUCGCAGAUCAUUUGGGCGACGUUAUGAGUAUCAGUAUCAACCCCACAAACAACAAUGUUUUCGUUUCCGGCGCAUGCGAUUCCUUUGCCAAACUCUGGGAUAUCCGCGCCGGCAAAUCCGUACAAACCUUCUCCGGCCAUGAAUCGGAUAUCAAUGCAAUCCAGUUUUUCCCCGAUGGCAACGCCUUUGGUACUGGAUCGGAUGACACCACCUGUCGCCUCUUCGACAUCCGUGCAGACAGGGAACUCAACACAUAUCAGAGUGAUCAAGUUCUUUGUGGUAUUACUUCAGUUGCCUUCUCAGUCUCUGGCCGACUUCUUUUUGCUGGAUAUGAUGAUUAUGAGUGCAAGGUCUGGGAUGUUCUAAGAGGGGAGAAGGUUGGGUCACUUAGUGGUCAUGAAAACCGCGUCAGCUGCCUAGGUGUCAGCAAUGAUGGAAUCAGCUUGUGCACAGGAUCCUGGGAUUCUCUUCUCAAGGUCUGGGCCUGGUAAACCAGUCACAACACCUCAGUUUGUUGAGGGGUUGUGGAAUUGAAUAAUGGUCACCUCCUCAUCCAUCUGGAAUGGCCUCCCCGUUCCUCUCGCUCGACGAAGCUGUAUCUCCUCCAUUACCUCCCACUUCUCCUUUUCCCCUACAUUUGAUAUCCUCCAGUAAGCGUGGAAUUUAAAAUGGAAAGGCAAAUGCUUACACCUCUCGAAAUUCCAUUGAUGGCUGAAAGACUCCUUGUUUCCCUCACGGAUGCUUCAUUUACAGAUAUCACAUACUACACACUACGACGACAUGAAGAAUCCCUGAUUCUCAAUCAUCAGCCCUACCAUUCAAAAAGUCUGACUGUCCCCCAUUAUUCUGUCGAAUUAUUUCCUGAAAUAGAGGGAGAAACGGGGUGACAAGGGCUAACUACAACAUACUAAGAAACAAUGCUCACGAAACC
This is a messenger RNA of Histoplasma capsulatum G186AR, 1913 nucleotides long. RefSeq names its product small G-beta protein GPB. The record is from RefSeq and is a predicted model, not a curated record. Gene Ontology annotation, biological process: G protein-coupled receptor signaling pathway. Lineage: Eukaryota; Fungi; Ascomycota; Eurotiomycetes; Onygenales; Ajellomycetaceae. The coding region runs from base 412 to 1473 and encodes 353 amino acids. Gene Ontology annotation, cellular component: heterotrimeric G-protein complex; cytoplasm. Gene Ontology annotation, molecular function: signaling receptor complex adaptor activity; protein binding. The transcript is spliced from 5 exons.